AUGGAGAUGAGUUGCGGAAGCGUUGGAUCCGCUAAAGACAAUGUGUCUGCGCGACGACGUGUCCUAUACUCUAGUGUUUGUGCCAUUUGUCACGAGAAUGAGUUCUCGAUGGCCGACAAGCCCUCACUGGACACACUGUUGCAGAUGCUUCAGAGUGUCAUCUUCGAGAUCGGCAGAAGUAGUCAAGCCUUCUGUGAGCUGAGCGGUCGCACGGAACCACUGGUGGGCGAUGUGGUGAUGGCUUUGGUCGAGAUGGGCCUCAACAUCGACGACUUGUCCUCAUAUGCCAUGAGAUCGACUCGAGUGACGAUACCAUCGCCGCAAGUGAUGGCCAAACAGUCGACUCCUCGUAUACUUCAAGCGGGAGAGAAGAAGACGCCGUCGGCUUAUAUUCCCGACUAUUUGCCCGCAUUUCCUGACCCCCACUCAUACAUCCGGACCCCGACUCACAAACAGCCGAAAAACUCAUAA
Messenger RNA from Oppiella nova, 471 nucleotides. Lineage: Eukaryota; Metazoa; Arthropoda; Arachnida; Sarcoptiformes; Oppiidae. The record is from the annotation of a GenBank genome assembly.